Messenger RNA from Rhipicephalus microplus (southern cattle tick), 669 nucleotides. Its product is annotated as protein phosphatase inhibitor 2. Gene Ontology annotation, molecular function: protein phosphatase inhibitor activity. The record is from RefSeq and is a predicted model, not a curated record. Gene Ontology annotation, biological process: regulation of signal transduction. Lineage: Eukaryota; Metazoa; Arthropoda; Arachnida; Ixodida; Ixodidae.
AUGGCGAGCAGCUCGACCGAAAUAUCCAAGGACCACCCGUCCACUGGGCGACCGGGCCUGAGGAAGUCCGACUCGUCCACCAAUGCAAGGAGCAUCCUCCGAUCCCCCAAGGGCGGCAGCAAGCAGACUUCUCCGGUGUCGUCAAACGUGUCCGUCAAGUGGAACGAGGAAAGCGUCAAGCGCACUUUACAUCCGCGAGACAAGGACUACGGCCUGAUGAAGGUGUCCGAGCCCAAGACGCCCUUCAUUUACGAAGAAGCCAAGAAAAAGAGCCCCGUCAGCGCCGAAGUUUUGGCGCAAAGAAUAGAAGCCUUGCACAACCAGACGCUGAAUGCUGCCCAGGCCCAGCAUGAGAAUGAUGCAAACAUCUCAGAAGCUGGGAGAGAACGCCAACUGGAGUUCGAGAAGAAGAGAAAGGUGCACUACGACGAAUUCUUCGCCAUCAAGGAAGCACGAGAGAAGGUGAAGAAGGGCGAGUGUGAGGAACAGGCCGAGGACGAGGUGGCCCAGGAGGAAGCCGAGAAGCUGGCCAAGGCCCAGGAAGAAGAGGCCAAGCAGAAGACAGCUGAGGCCAGGGCCAAGGCCGGGGCAGCGGCCAUGGCAAGGGCGGUGGCGGCAGCGGCCGCAAAGGCGGCGUCAACAGUGGCUGAGAGCGACAAAAAGAAGUGA